Molecule: messenger RNA, 1574 nt
Organism: Dermatophagoides pteronyssinus (European house dust mite)
Lineage: Eukaryota; Metazoa; Arthropoda; Arachnida; Sarcoptiformes; Pyroglyphidae
Product: sterol O-acyltransferase 1-like
Cellular component (GO): endoplasmic reticulum membrane
Source: RefSeq, a predicted model, not a curated record
CAAAUAUUAACAAAAUUUUAAUUUGCUAAUAUCAUAUGCAAUAAUAUUAUUGCGGAAACCAUUUAUUUGAGUCAAUUAUCAUGGAACAUAACAAUGAUAAUGAUGACACAGAACCUAAUUCAAAAAAAUUUAUCUCAUUUAAACAUCGCGAAUCUCUUUUGACACAAUUGUUUGCUACUGAUCCGAAUCUACGCAUGAUACAUGAUCUGAUAGCUUUAUUUAUAUUUGUAUUUUUGCUGUGUAAAAUUGAAGUUUUCAUUAAUGAACCGACUAAAUUCUGGGAAAUUUUUGAUGGAUACAUUCGGAAUUCCAGUGAUUUGGGUCAAGUCAUNUUAGUUUUGUUCAACAAUUUUUUUCAAUAUCGAUGGUUGAUCAAUAAUUAUAAGAAUAACAAUUAUAAUUUAGAUAUUCUGUAUGAAAUGCAUGAAAAUCGACAAUAUGCGGGAUGUUUAUAUCAAAUAAUUUUAUACACAAUGUAUUUGUGCAUUUCCAUUUUUGCAAUUCUAUUCUAUUGUACUUAUUGUAUAUUAGUUUAUGAUAUCAAAUUAGUCGGAUCAUUCAUCUUGUUGAUAGAAAUGACAAGACUUUUGAUGAAAUCACAUUCUUUUUUCAUCGAGAAAAAAGAUCUUUUCAUUGAAAAAGAAACAUUCAAAAAUUUUAUGAUCAAUGAACAACAUACAAAUAUCUGUAGAUCAUUCUGGGCACUUCCUUCACGUGCCAGUUUUCGAAAAUAUAUUUACUAUAUGUUUGCACCGACUUUGAUAUAUUGUGAUUCUUAUCCAAGAACGAAAAAAAUCCGAUGGGGUCGUGUUUUGAAUUUCGGUUUUCAAUUCAUUUUAUUCAUUCUAUUGACAAUGUAUUCCUUUUAUCAAGGUUUUACUGUCAAUUUAACGAAAACUUGUACUGAAAGUAUAGAGCUUAAUUUUAAACUAUUAUAUGAAAUAAUGAUCGCUGGAAUGAUUUUUUAUUGGACAUUUUUCUACGUUUUUUUUCAUCUUUAUCUUAAUUUGACUGCUGAAUUGUUACGUUUUGGUGAUCGCAAUUUUUAUGAAGAUUUUUGGAACAGUAAAUCAGCAAAAGUAUAUUAUCGAAAAUGGAAUCAUGUUGUACAAAACUGGUUAUAUGUUUAUGUAUUUAUACCUGUUGAUAAUCGUUUUAAAAAUCGUAUAUUAACCAAUUUUGCUGUCAUUUUGACCUCAGCAUUGAUGCAUGAAUAUAUUGUCAUUUUUUAUUUUCGGUUUUUCUUUCCACUAAUGUUUAUUUUGUUUGGCAUUUCAAGUAUAAUUGUAUUAUUAUUGGAAAAAUAUGGUUUAGUCAAAAAUUUGGUAUCGAUUAAAUUUGUCUUGAUAAAUUGGACAAUUAUGGCGGCAAUUUUUGUAAUGGAAUGGAAUUACAGAACCAGUUGUCCAUUAUCGGAACCAUGGAAGCAAAUUUUAUUACCACGUUUCAUGCAUUAUGUGAAAAUUUAGUCGUUUUAAAAUGAUAUUCCAAGUUUAAAUUAUCACUUUUUGACAUUUUCUUAAUAAAUGUACUGAAAAUGAAUUUAUUCAUUUUAUUUCAUAUUUUCAACUAAA